UCCCAUGAACACCACGUACCCGGAAGCAAACAUGACGUCAACACGUCAACCAGCGUGAGGAGAACUCACAUGGUGUGCUAACUGGAAGAAGAGCAGACGCCUACAUUUACAAAGUUUACUCACUUACAAUCAUACUGGGGAAUCUAGAGAAAAUGUCUGCAGCUAAAGUGAAGAUGAGGGGGAAGAAGAUGAGGAACCAGCCCGCCAGUGUUCAGUAUCCAUCAUCUUCUCCUCUUAAUGCGGGGGGCAGCAGACAGAACGGAGGAGACUCUCCGGUCACCGGUGCAGGUGUUGAUAAAGGUCCAUCUGACGGCCAUCCAAGCACAGGAAGGCCAAAGAACCCUCAGCAACGGGGGGGAUGGGUCCGAGGACACCAGAGAGAUGGUGGAGGCUACGCCAAGGAGAUGCCCAAGUACAUCACUGGUGGAGCUUUUGCCAGGGCCAGGGCAGCAGAGGUGAGCACCAUGCAGAAGGCUGUCGCCAAGAUAACGGGCAGCUGCCAUGUGUUUGGAGCCCUGCCUAAACACAUGAGGAGACGGGCCAUGGGCCACAACACCAAGCGGCUCCCUCUCAGACUGAGAGAUGCGGCCAACAGAAUGCGGGAUAAGAGCCUCCAGGCCGGCUCCAAGAAGAAGAAAGAACAACCAAAGUGCAAGAGCCGCAAGGCCCGGCGCCGGCACGGAAAUCUGCUGCUGGAGUUCAACCGCCGCCAGAGGAAGAAUGUGUGGCUGGAAACGCACAUUUGGCACGCCAAGCGCUUCCACAUGGUUAAAAAGUGGGGCUACUGCCUCGGGGUCAGAGCCACAUACAAAUGCUACCGGUCUAGCUACAGGGCAAUGAGCAACCACUGCCUGCUACAGGACCUUUCUUACUAUUGCUGCAUAGAGCUACAAGGAGAGGAAGACAAGCUACUAGCUUCUCUGUCACAGCUGACCAGCAAGGAGGCCGGUCCUACAUUUGCUGCAGCACUGAGUCUAUCAGGGCAAAGACAGGGCAGUGUGGUGGUGUACAGAGCAGGACAGUACCCCUCGCAGCCCGUGGGCCCUGUUACCUUCCUCUGGAGACCCCGUACACAUGGCUCAACACACAGGCAGCUGUGGAUUUGGGCUCAUCCCACUAUUAAGCAGGAACUUCUUCCUGAGUUACAGACUGUGUGUCAGUGUUGUGAGGCUGUAGUGCCUCCAGUUGUUCCAGCGGUGACACCUGCUGAGGUUGUUCCCACUCCUGAACCAGAGCCAACGCCUGAAAAGACCCCCGAGUCCAAGCAGAUCACUGGAACCAAGAGAAAGCGACCAUUUAAGGAUGCCAGUGAACCUCCUGCCAAGAAGAUCCUGGGAGAUGGAACCAGAUCUCCCACCACCCCAGUUACCUGGAGGUCCAGCUCAAAUGGAAUAGUUAUAAAUGAUCUCACAAUGGAGAUAGUACGCUAUCGCCUGAUUGGACCACACUCCCAUUCUGUCCUGGCAGAAACUAUGGAAGCAGCUACAGACUGUGACGAAAUGAAUAAAUCGCAGCCCUCCUCCCUCUGGUGGCCCGAGCACUGCAAAAAUGAGAGAAAGAUGAAUCUGCAUCAACAACAAACAGACGUCUUUCACAUACUGAAAGGCAUCUAUUCAACUGGAGAACUCCCCUCAGGCACAGUGCUGGGUCUGACUGUAGAUGACCCCAGGCUGACUUUACCAACAAAGAAGGUUAAAGCUUUGCCCUGUGUAAAGCAGGCACAAGAGGUGGACGAGGAGAAGAGGAGGGAGCUGAUGUUGCGAGGAGUACCAGAACCCUGCUGUCAGAGUUACCUGUGGGAACAGUCUGUCCGGGACAACGUCACCGAUAACAAGAUAUCCGAGCAGGAGUUGAACCGUAUGAAGAGAGAGGUGCUGGUGCCGGGCUCCAGGCUGAGCCCCACUCCCCCACAGGGCCGAGUCCCCAUCCUGCUGGUUCACCAGCCUGGCAAGCAGGUGGGACGUGAGAUGAGCUCCUGGGGUGCUGGAUGGGACCUGCUGCUCCCUAAAGGAUGGGGCAUGGCCUUCUGGGUCCCACUGGUGUACAGAGGAGUUCGCAUUGGAGGGCUGAACAUGAGUCUGAAACAUUCUCAGAAUAAAGGAGCCCCCCACUUCCCCCACGAUUACCCAGACUGCCCUGCGGGCGUCCGUUUCCAGGAGGAGCAGGAGGCGCAGCUCCUGGACAAGUUCAAAAGGCGUCCGCCCGCCAAAAGGACCAAUUACAUCAAACAUGGCUGUCUGGCUCCGUUCUGUUGCCCGUGGCAACAGCUGGCAGAGGAGUGGGAGCUUAUCUUGAGGGAAGGAGGAGAGGAGAGGAAAGGAGAGUGCCAGACCCAAACCACGACAGAAGCUGACACAGUGAUGGAGGAGGAGAUGACAUCACACGGAGAUGUCACCGUAACAAAGCCUCCGAGCCGAGUCAUCGUACUGAGGAACAGAAAGUCCCUGAGGCUGCUCUCUGGUUGGUGCAGACCUACUACAUCUAAAGGUCAAAGGCCGCACCGUGUUGGUGAGGUGCCUCCUCUGGACCGCUCAGCCAUGACGUCGUUCCUGGCAGCACACGAGAUGAGUCUGGUGUGGGUGCGUCUGUCGCUGCUGUCCAAGGGAAAACCAGAGCUCCACGCCAUGGUGUGUGUGCCAACCGCAGAGGACCUGAAGCUGCUGAAGAAAGCGCCUGUCAACAGCGGCCCCCAGGAGCCCCCGCACAGAGAACACUUUAAAAGUAGAAAUAAACGCAAAAAGAAGGGCCCCAAGAAAGCUGCUGCAUCAUCUUCUGAUAAGACUGAAAGCAAAGAGUCAGACCUUCCCUCUGCCCCCGAACCAACCCCCACUACAUCUGAAGUCCCCAAACCAUCCCCCCAGUCCUCCUUGGACGGCGUCUUUGGGGUGUGGCCGGACCCUCUGCCGAGCGUCACCUCUCACUGCUCCCGGGUGACUCUCGGCUGGGUCACUCAGGGCGACUUCUCCCUGUCUGCGGGCUGUGGGGAGGCUCUGGGGUUCGUCAGCGUCGCCGGCCUCCUCAACACCCUCUUCAACCAGCCGAUGGAGCACAGGGGAACGUUGCUGCUGCGCAACCCCACGUCCCUGACCUACCGCUUUGCUAAAAUCAACAUAGAGGUCUGAAGGAAACAUCUGAGCCCUUCUACUCAACUUCUAAAAGCUCUGAAUUCUUGGGUAAGAAAGAUCAACACGACUUCUGUCCUGCAAAGGCCCUGAAACGAUAUGUAAUUAAGUUGCAUGAUGCUUCAUUCACUCAGUGAUCCCUGUGCCUUGAUAGUCCACGAUGGCUGAAGACUUAACGGGAUAGUUCGGGUGUUUUGAAGUGGGGUUGUAUGAGGUACUCAUCCAUAGACAGUGUAUUACCUACAGUUGAUGACGGUCGGCACGCACCCAGUUUGGAAAAACAGACCAACACAGGAGCAAAGCGAUGUACGAAUGUGGACGGGGGCAGCAGCAUAUUUUGGCCACCUUAUUAAAGUGUAGACUAUAUUUAGAAUAUUUUCACCGCUACGCUGACAAUGGAUAAGUACCUCAUACAACCCCACAUCACAACACCCAAACUAUCCCUUUAAUGGCAUGCAUGGGGCAUGACUACAAGCUACCUGGUUGUUGCAAAGAUCAUUUUUAGUUGUGUAUAUUUUACUCUGGGAAGAGGCAUCCUUAUUGUUUCAGUUCAGAAAGGUUGGUUGCCUUUGUCAGAGGGAUGCUCCACAAAGGGAUCAGUUUUCUUUUAUCAACUGGGUUUCCAAAGUUAAUUCAUUUUACGGCUAAUUUUACAUCCUUCUCUAUAUCUCUGCUAAUGACACUGCAAGCAUUCUAUUAUUUUUAAAAAGUCAAAUUAAUCAGUUUGAAUUUGAGAAAGUGUCAGUUUCUGUUUAAAAAAUGGCUCUGCAUUGGAAAGGUUUUGUUUGAACAUAAGCUAAUAAAAUCUUCAUACUGCACUUGA
Messenger RNA from Sebastes umbrosus (honeycomb rockfish), 3945 nucleotides. RefSeq names its product POP1 homolog, ribonuclease P/MRP subunit (gene pop1). The coding region runs from base 153 to 3122 and encodes 989 amino acids. The transcript is spliced from 16 exons. The record is from RefSeq and is a predicted model, not a curated record. Gene Ontology annotation, cellular component: nucleolar ribonuclease P complex; ribonuclease MRP complex. Gene Ontology annotation, biological process: tRNA 5'-leader removal. NCBI's taxonomy places the organism in Eukaryota, Metazoa, Chordata, Actinopteri, Perciformes, Sebastidae.